Molecule: messenger RNA, 1097 nt
Organism: Anopheles funestus (African malaria mosquito)
Lineage: Eukaryota; Metazoa; Arthropoda; Insecta; Diptera; Culicidae
Exons: 2
Coding region: 422-1021 (199 amino acids)
Source: RefSeq, a predicted model, not a curated record
AAAUUUGAUCUAAUGGUGUCCUCAAAAUCUCUUGACAAUUUAACUACCAUAUACAAUAUAAAAUCCUUUUGAUAGUUCAACAAAAUAAUUAAACCAAACAGAAGCAGCCAAGUAAAUUCCCCUAACACACUAAUAAAAUGCGCGCCACAUUAAUGUAUCGAAAACGAUUUUGACAUUCCUGUUCCAAUUGUUUGCAACAAUACCGCGAUUCACAGCGAAGAGCAAAUCGUAAACAAAACAAAGAUGAGAUAACUGAAGGAGAUUAUAACCAAUUAAAGUACGCACGUUGGAAGUUCGCUUUUUUAUAGCAUAAAGAGAUUUGAGUCAAAGAUUGAUAAGAACAUCAUAGUCUGUAAAGAACGAGAGUGCGCACCGUGGAGAGGUUAACAUAUUUCUGUGAGUAAGGCGAUUUCACAAUAGCAUGCAAACGAUGGACCUCGAUCCAGCAGCGAAGGAGUACCAGGAUGCGUUAUCGAAUGUACAAUUGGUGGAACGCAAUCCGGCUCCUAGUGGGACAGAGAUCGUGAGCUUAUACCGUAGUGGUGUACGGGAAGCGAAUGACAUUGUGAUGCUUGCCAAAGAGAUACAAUCGGCCGACGUAGCGGUGACGAAUAAUGCGUGCGCUAAGUUGGUUAUGAUAGCGGAACAGGUUCGAUUUCUGCAGCAGCAAGCGAAAAAGAUUCUGGAAGAAACGCAAGCAGCUCAGGAGCUGCAUCAUGCUGCUUGUAAUUUUCGUAAGAUUCCCGGUCACAUCUACCACUUGUAUAAAAGAUCAUCAGGUCAAAAGUACUUCAGCAUGCUGUCACCGAAGGACUGGGGACCGAAAGGAUGUGAACAUCAGUACCAGGGUAGCUAUAAGCUGGAGUAUGAUCAAACGUGGACACCAGUAGAGAAAAUCGAACAAGUGCAGGAGAAUAUAAGGUGGGCACAGCGGGUGUUGGACACGGGGUUAAACUCCAAUCGGAAUGGUUUCCUCUCAAUUGGCAAUGAGGAUGCAAAUGAUAAGCAAACGGAAUCUUAGAAUCUAUACGGGGGGGCUAGGAGCAUUACGGUAAUUAUUAAAUAAAGAUAAAUAUCUUUCUUUUUUUAACUAUAAA